Molecule: messenger RNA, 1358 nt
Organism: Lathyrus oleraceus (garden pea)
Lineage: Eukaryota; Viridiplantae; Streptophyta; Magnoliopsida; Fabales; Fabaceae
Product: transcription factor ICE1
Exons: 6
Coding region: 42-1196 (384 amino acids)
Biological process (GO): regulation of DNA-templated transcription
Cellular component (GO): nucleus
Molecular function (GO): protein dimerization activity; sequence-specific DNA binding; DNA-binding transcription factor activity
Source: RefSeq, a predicted model, not a curated record
CGUUUGUUUCAAAUCCCAAUUCUACUAAUGAUAAUUUUCUCAUGCACCAAAACACAAACACCAUGGAUUCUAUUUCAAAUCCACACCCUUUCUUCCACAACAACAACAACUACUUCUUCAACAAUAGCAACAGCAAUAAUAACCCUUUUGAAAUGGGAUUCGAAAAUGGAUUCUUUAUGGGAAACAACAACAACACCAACGCUUCCAAUUCACCUGUUUUUAUGGGUGCCUCCCUCGACCUGACUUCCGCUUCCGAGUUUCCACCGACUCUUGAACUCGAUGCUUCUGUACCACCUUUUAGUGCUUCGUUUUCUAUGCCUCUUGAGCUCUCUCAACCGCAACCUCAACAGCAGCAGCAACAACAGCAGCCGACCACGCUGUUUCAGAAGCGGCGAGGGGCAUUGGAGAUUCCGAGAUUGGAGACGGUGGGGAACAAGAAGAAGAGAAAGGUGGAGAAAAAAUGGGAGGAAGAUGGAAAUGGUGGUGGUGAGGAUGAUGUUGAGGAUUUCUCUGAGUUGAAUUAUGAUUCUGAUGAGAAUGGAAAUGAUUUGAACAAUUCCAAUGGGACUGUUGUUACUGGUGGAGAUCAAAAGGGGAAGAAGAAGAAGGGGCUUCCUGCCAAAAAUCUCAUGGCCGAGAGGCGUCGAAGGAAGAAACUCAAUGAUAGGUUGUACAUGCUUAGGUCUGUUGUGCCAAAGAUUAGCAAGAUGGACAGGGCUUCAAUACUUGGUGAUGCAGUUGACUACUUGAAGGAGCUACUGCAGCGGAUUAACAAUCUUCAUAACGAACUGGAAUCAACUCCUCCUGGCUCAUUGCUGCAACCUUCUGCAAGUGCAAGCUUUCACCCAUUGACACCCACUCCACCGACUCUUCCUUGCCGAGUCAAGGAAGAUCUAUAUCCUGGUGACUUGCUAAGCCCCAAAAACCAAUCUCCUAAGGUGGAAGUUAGGGUAAGGGAAGGGAGAGCGGUCAACAUUCAUAUGUUUUGUACCCGAAGACCAGGACUUUUGCUAUCUACCAUGAGGGCUUUGGAUAACCUUGGAUUGGAUGUUCAACAAGCUGUUAUUAGUUGUUUCAAUGGCUUUGCUUUGGAUGUUUUCAGAGCCGAGCAGCAAUGCAGAGAAGGUCAGGAUGUUCCCCCCGAGCAAAUUAAAGCAGUACUUUUGGAUUCGGCAGGAUAUCAUGGUUUGAAUUGAUUGAAGUGUCUGAUAAAAUGCUACCCUUAUGGAGGAAAUAUGAAGAAAUCACUCCACCAAAGGCGGUUGAUUUCUGUCACAUUACUGAUAACACCUAUGAGUUGAAAGAGGUUAUAAAAAUGGAAGCUGAAAUACUUAAGUCACUAAACUUUGAAAUGGGCA